This is a messenger RNA of Haemorhous mexicanus (house finch), 2024 nucleotides long. It is a transcript of the gene NKX6-1, whose product is annotated as NK6 homeobox 1. Gene Ontology annotation, cellular component: nucleus. NCBI's taxonomy places the organism in Eukaryota, Metazoa, Chordata, Aves, Passeriformes, Fringillidae. Gene Ontology annotation, molecular function: RNA polymerase II cis-regulatory region sequence-specific DNA binding; DNA-binding transcription factor activity, RNA polymerase II-specific. The transcript has 3 exons. Gene Ontology annotation, biological process: cell differentiation; regulation of transcription by RNA polymerase II. The coding region runs from base 45 to 1079 and encodes 344 amino acids. The record is from RefSeq and is a predicted model, not a curated record.
GCCGUCCGGGCCCCUCGCCCCGGGUCGGCGGCGGCGGCACGGGGAUGCUGGCGCUGGGGCAGAUGGACGGCGCGCCCCCGCAGGGCGCCUUCCUGCUGGGCAGCCCGCCGCUGGCCGCCCUGCACAGCAUGGCCGAGAUGAAGGCACCGCUGUACCCCGCGUACCCCCUACCCGCCGGGCCCGCCUCCUCCUCCUCCGCCUCCGCCUCGCCCGCCUCUGCCUCGCCCUCGCCGCCGCUCGGCUCCCCCGGCCUCAAGGCGCCCGCCGCCUCCGCUGCCGCCGCGGGCGGGCUCUCGGCGCUGGGCACGGCCCCGCCGCAGCUCUCGGCCGCCACUCCGCACGGCAUCAACGACAUCCUCAGUCGGCCCUCCAUGCCUCUGCCGGGCGCCGCGCUCGCCUCCGCCUCCCCCUCCGCUUCCUCGGCGGCGCCGGCCGGGCUGCUGGCCGGGCUGCCCCGCUUCGGCAGCCUCAGCCCUCCGCCGCCGCCGCCGCCCGCCCUCUACUUCAGCCCUGGGGCCGCCGCCGCCGCCGCCGCCGUGGCCGCCGGGCGUUACCCCAAGCCGCUGGCCGAGCUGCCCGGCCGGACGCCUAUCUUCUGGCCGGGUGUCAUGCAGAGCCCGCCCUGGAGGGACGCCCGCCUCGCCUGCGCCCCCCAUCAAGGCUCAAUUUUGCUGGAUAAGGACGGAAAGAGAAAACAUACAAGACCCACUUUUUCUGGCCAGCAGAUUUUCGCUCUGGAAAAGACUUUUGAACAGACGAAAUACCUGGCGGGCCCGGAGCGAGCCCGGCUGGCCUAUUCCCUGGGGAUGACGGAGAGCCAAGUAAAGGUCUGGUUCCAGAACCGACGGACCAAGUGGCGGAAGAAGCACGCUGCGGAGAUGGCGACGGCAAAGAAGAAGCAGGACUCGGAGACGGAGCGGCUGAAGGGCGCCUCGGAGAACGAGGAGGAGGACGAUGACUACAACAAGCCCCUGGACCCCAAUUCGGACGAUGAGAAGAUAACGCAGCUCCUGAAGAAACACAAGCCGGGGGGCGGCGGGCUGUUGCUGCAUCCCCCGGAGGGGGAGGCCUCCGUCUAGCCUGCUUCGCCCGCCGCCGCUUUCGGAGAUGUACAGAUCUAUUUUUCUAGACUCUAAGCGCCCGGGAGGAGGAGGACACGCCGGAGGGAGAGUAGAGAGGACUGCGGGCAGUGGGCCCCGGCGGGCGCGCCCGCUCCCCCGCGCCACGCGUUGUUGUAGGGUGGCGGGCGGAGGGGAGCGACGGGGGCUGGCCGGACCCCCGGUCCCGCUCCCGGCCGUGCGGCGGCCGCGUCUUUGCCGGCUCUUUGUAAAUAAACCGUGAGUCACUGCUACCAUAGGCGUUCCUUACUGUGAAUAUUUAAAAUGUAAUAUACAUUCUUUUUUUUUUUUUUGUACAGCGGGGGCCGAGGGCACAGCCGUCCUGCCCGCCCCGCUCUCGCCGGCAGCACCGGGGGCACCGCAGAAGCCUCGGCGGGACCGCCGAGGAAAAGCCGGCCGUGGCCGCCACCGGUCCUUCCCUCGGGCCGAAACUGCAGCGGCCCCGCGUGCUAUUUAUUAGUAUUUUUGAAACACUUUCUGUUGCGGUCGUCGUGCAAGGGACGGGGAGAGGGGGGCUGAGGGAGAGGGCGGAGGGACAGAGUUUGCUCUCAUUUACACCGUUUCCAAUCAACAUCGCGUUGAAAAAGUAGCUGGUGGGAAUUGUCACUACCACUGUCAGUCAAAGUAUAAAAUUCAUUUAGUUGCUGUAUUUGAAUUUAAAGUGUGUUUUCUUUUGUAUUAUACGGAAUACUAGAGAAUGUAAAUUGUUUUUUCUUUUUUUUAAGCUAAUAACGAUGAUAUAUCGUGAUAUGGCAUCUUAACAUUUAUUAAUUUAUAUUAAAAAUAAUUCGGUUUGUAAAGAGAAGAAAAGCCCUUUGCAAGACCAGUUAAAUGUAAUGCACUUUCUGUUAAAAAAAAAACAAAAACAACAAACAAAACAACAAAACGAUAAAUCAAUUAAACCAG